AUGUCCUCCUCAACCGCCUCCUCUUCCCCUGGCCCUACCGCCGCAUCCAUCACCACCGCCGGCCACACUGGCACCACCACGGCCGCGGACUCGGACGCCUACUGGGACUGGUCCGAGGACGAGGACGAGGACGAGGCGGAGCAGGAGCGCGAGCGCCCCGAGCCCGCGUGUGAGUCCCACCAGGGCAGUGACUCCCACCCUGCCACGAAGAGCAAGUGCCGCGCCGCCAAGGACAUCGGCAACAAGGACAAGGCUGUCAAGACGAGGAAGACCUUGACGUCGCACAGCACCCUACCGGGAGGCAGGGCCUGCAGCAAGCCCAAGAAGAAGGGUGGCAACAGGCGCGCCAGCAGCGCCAAGGUCGACACUUUGAUCCGCCCGGAGUGGGAGGCCAAGUGGGCCAAGAUCGCCGAAGAGGACGCAAAGGCCGCCGCCGACGCUGCCGCCGCAGUCGAGGCGGAACGCGCGGCCCUGCGCAAGCGCAUCCUCGACUCCAAGCGACGCACCCCUAGCCCCGGCCCCCAGAUCUCCAGCAGUGACUGGCAGAGCAAAGCCCGCAACAAGCCGAUUUACCACGACUUCGGUUGGUAG
Messenger RNA from Apiotrichum porosum, 591 nucleotides. RefSeq lists its product as uncharacterized. The coding region runs from base 1 to 591 and encodes 196 amino acids. The record is from RefSeq and is a predicted model, not a curated record. The transcript has 5 exons. NCBI's taxonomy places the organism in Eukaryota, Fungi, Basidiomycota, Tremellomycetes, Trichosporonales, Trichosporonaceae.